Messenger RNA from Fonsecaea monophora, 2598 nucleotides. RefSeq lists its product as hypothetical. Gene Ontology annotation, molecular function: polygalacturonase activity. The coding region runs from base 1 to 2598 and encodes 865 amino acids. The transcript has a single exon. Lineage: Eukaryota; Fungi; Ascomycota; Eurotiomycetes; Chaetothyriales; Herpotrichiellaceae. The record is from RefSeq and is a predicted model, not a curated record.
AUGCUGUUCCCCUUUCUACUCAUUCUCCUAGCCUGGCUUGCCAGGGCCAUCCCGACACGCGCCCCCAUCGAAUCUCGACAAGCGGCGUCCUCGUAUUGGCUCUCCCAGAUCCAGCGACAAGGCACCGUGGCUUACGGCUCCAACCCCGGCUACAAGAUCUUCCGUAAUGUCAAAGACUAUGGCGCAGUUGGCGACGGUGUGACCGAUGACACCACUGCCAUCAACAAUGCCAUUACUGAUGGGUCGCGAUGCGGACAAGGCUGCGAUAGCUCUACCACUGCCCCUGCACUCGUCUAUUUUCCACCUGGUACCUACGCUGUCUCAGCUCCCAUCAUUCAGCUCUACUAUACCCAAUUUGUCGGCGAUGCGGUCAAUAUUCCCACUGUCCUUGCCCUACCUAGCUUCGAAGGUCUGGCUGUACUCGAUACCGAUCCUUACAUCCCAGGUGGCAAUGGUGCUCAGUGGUAUACAAAUCAAAACAAUUUCUAUCGACAGAUACGCAACUUCAUUGUCGAUAUCUCCCAGAUGCCAGAAGACCAGGGAGCGGGCAUUCAUUGGCAGGUUGCACAAGCCACCAGUCUUCAAAAUAUUGUGUUCAACAUGCGCCCAAAGAGCCCCACCAAUAAACAGCAAGGGAUUUUCAUGGACAACGGCUCCGGAGGCUUCAUGUCGGAUCUUGUAUUCAAUGGUGGCAAUUACGGCGCUUUCUUAGGCAACCAACAAUUUACCACGCGCAAUAUGACCUUCAACGGGUGCAACACUGCCAUUUUCAUGAAUUGGAACUGGUUGUGGACUUUGAAAUCAGUGACAAUCAACCAAUGUGACGUCGGCAUCGACAUGUCGAACUUGAACAAUGGAGUUAACCAGACUGUUGGGUCUGUGAUUCUUCUUGACAGUGCCAUGACUGGCACUCCGAUUGGUAUAAAAACCUCGUACAAUAUGAGCAGCCAGCCCACUACUGGAGGGACCUUGGCCUUGCAGAAUGUCGACUUCACUGGGGUUCAGACGGCUAUUGUUGGUGCAGACGGGACUACUCCGAUCCUGGCUGGCGGCUUUGUUGUGGAAUCUUGGGGUCAAGGUGACUCUUAUACUCCUGCUAGUGGAUCGUCGGAAAACGUCAAGAGAGAACCGCAACUUGGGCCUUUGUCCUUCCAGCCUCCGUCAAUCUCGUACUACUCGACGACUACCACUACGCUCACCGUUUCGGCCAUACCACCACCCAGUGGCAUAUUGCUCACAACCACCACUGUCUAUGUCACUGCGUCUCCGACAGCUGCUGGCAACGCUUCCUCAAGCUUGUCGGCUAAUGCUACACGAUCUCAGCCUACAUUGUCAUCUGGACCAACUCCUGGCACAUGCUCUCCAACCACGGUGUCGUUGAAAUCGGCACGUGUUCAACAACCGCUGACUGCUCCCAGCAUGGCCUCGUCUCUGAUGAACGGGAAUAAGGUUUUUGAGCGCUCCAAGCCUCAAUACCAAGGUGUUCCGGUGUCGUCCUUUGUCAGCGUCAAAUCGGCGGGAGCCAAAGGCGACGGCGUAACCGACGACACUGCAGCAAUUCAAAACAUCUUCAAUAAUGCCACUCCCGACCAGGUCGUGUACUUCGACCACGGCGCCUAUGUCAUUAGCAACACAGUCAUGGUCCCCUCCAACAUCCGCAUCACUGGAGAAAUCUGGCCUCUCAUUAUGGCUCAAGGUUCGGCGUUCUCAGAUGUCAACAACCCGAUGCCCGUCUUUCAAGUCGGGAAUGAAGGAGAUGUCGGUUCUGUGGAGAUAACGGACCUCGUUUUCGAGACUCUUGGGCCCGCUCCUGGUGCUAUCAUGAUGCAGUGGAAUGUUGCGGAAGCGUCUCAGGGUUCUUGUGGCAUGUGGGAUGUCCACUUCCGGAUCGGAGGGACUGCAGGAACUCAGCUGCAACAAGAUACAUGCCAGGCUAACGUCACUGGCUCUUUUGAAUUCAAGCCCCAGUGUGCAGGCUCCUUCUUACUGAUGCACAUCACUCAGCAAGCCUCCGCCUAUUUGGAGAACUGCUGGUUCUGGGUAGCUGACCAUGAGCUUGACAUCACCGCCCACAACCAGACCAACAUUUACAACGGUCGUGGAUUGCUGGUUGAGAGCCAAGGUCCUGUCUGGCUGUACGGAACGUCAUCAGAGCACAAUCAGCUUUACAACUAUCAAUUUUCCAGUGCUCGGGAUAUCUUCAUGGGUGCGAUUCAAACAGAAACACCCUAUAUGCAAGCUACUCCCAACGCCUUGGGAGGGUUUCCACCGAAUUCGGCAUUCUCAGACCCCACUUUUGCCGACUGCACCACUGACUCGUGCAAGAAGGCCUGGGGCUUGCGGAUCGUGGACUCAAGUGGUCUUCACAUGUAUGGCGCAGGGCUCUACAGCUUCUUUGACAAUUACCUCCAAACAUGCUUGGAUACAGAGUCAUGUCAGGAAAACAUGGUCGACAUUCAAUGCUCAUCCAAUCUCAGCUUGUAUGGUCUAACAACGAAGGCUUCAGUGAACAUGGUUAAUGUUGACGGAACCCCCGAGGCUAUCGGCCAAGAUCAUGUGAACCUAUUCGGCCAGACCUUGCUUCUAUUCGAGACUUGA